Messenger RNA from Xyrauchen texanus (razorback sucker), 4223 nucleotides. RefSeq names its product transferrin-a (gene tfa). The record is from RefSeq and is a predicted model, not a curated record. Gene Ontology annotation, cellular component: early endosome; recycling endosome; plasma membrane. The coding region runs from base 108 to 4103 and encodes 1331 amino acids. Lineage: Eukaryota; Metazoa; Chordata; Actinopteri; Cypriniformes; Catostomidae. The transcript has 31 exons. Gene Ontology annotation, biological process: iron ion transport; antibacterial humoral response.
CAUGUCUUGUGUUUGCCUGACUCAACCCACCAGUGUUUCUAGACCUCCUAUAAAAAGCAAAGUUUCUCUUGUCACCGCCUGCUGAAUAUCUCCGGUGGAGACCCAAUAUGAACAGUCUGCUCCUUGCGUUGUUGGGGUGCCUUGUUUUGGCGCUGCCCCUAGCCAGUAGUCAAAAGGUCAAAUGGUGUGUGAAGUCAAAUAAUGAAUUAAAAAAAUGCACAAAACUUGCCAGCAUAACACAAGAGCUUGAAUGUGUUAACCAACCGAGUGUGACUGAUUGCCUGAAUAGCAUUAAGUCUGGUGGAGCAGAUGCUAUGACUGCAAAUGGAGAACAGGUACACCAUGGUGGACUCGUAAACUAUGAACUGAAACCGAUCAUCGCAGAGAAGUAUAAAAAAGAGUGCUGUUAUGCUGUUGCUUUGGUAAAGAAAAACACUGGCUUCACGAUCAAUGAGCUAAUUGGGAAGACGUCCUGCCACGGCUGUUACAAAUCACCUGGAGGCUGGAAUAUGCCUAUUGGAAAACUGGUUUCAAAGUCGAUGAUUGAAUGGGAGGGUCCUGAAGAUGAACCUGUGGACAGGGCUGUGUCAAAGUUCUUCUCAUCUGCCUGUGUUCCUGGAAUAUCAAAAAACAAAUAUCCAAAUCUGUGCCAAGCUUGCAAGGGUGACUGCUCCUGCUCAUCCAAAGAAGACUACCAUGGCGAUGAUGGAGCCUUCCGGUGCUUGAAGAACGAUGGAGGAAAUGUUGCCUUCGUUUGUCACAAUGUAAUCCCAGUGGGUGAGAGACCGAACUAUGAGCUGUUGUGCAUGGAUGGCAGCAGAAAAAGUGUGGAUGAUUACAAGAGUUGCCACUUCGGCAAAGAACCCGCUGUUGCUGUCAUAAGCCGCAGUGAUGCUGAUUCAGAAAAAAUUUACAAUAUUCUUUCUAAAAUUCCGGCUUCAGAUCUUUUCUCAUCGGAGGCGUUUGGGGGAAAAGACCUGAUAUUCUCCGACUCUGCAUCUGGCCUAUACAUCUUGCCUAAGAGCACAGACUCCUUCCUCUACCUGGGAGAAGAGUAUUACGAGGACAUGCAUGCCCUUAUAGACGGGCCAAAGAAACCUCCACCCAUACCUCGUAAAAUUCAAUGGUGUGCUGUAGGACACCUCGAGCAGCAGAAGUGUGACAGUUUAGGAAUCGAUCGUUUGGAGUGUCGACGUGCACAAUCUGUGGAUGAGUGCAUCAAGAUGGUCAAGAAAGGGGAAGCAGAUGCUUUUGCAGCUGAUGGUGGGCAAGUGUAUAAUGCUAAAAAGUGUGGUCUUGUUGCAGUCAUGGCUGAGCAGUAUAAUGCGGAAAAUUGUCGUCUGAAAACAAAAGGAAGUGCUUCGUCCUAUUAUGUUGUGGCUGUGGUGCAUAAGGGUUCAGGUGUGACCUGGAAGAACCUGAAAGGGAAGAAGUCCUGCCAUACUGGCCUGAACCGCAAUGCUGGUUGGAAAAUACCAACAGCAAUUAUCUGCAUAAAAACACAAAUUUGUGACCUCCACCAGUUCUUCAGCAAGGGCUGUGCUCCUGGUGAUGAUCCUUCUUCAAACUUGUGUGAGCUGUGUAAGGGCAAUGGAAAGGCAGUGGGAAAUGAGUACAAGUGUGAAGCCUCUUCUAGAGAGUUGUAUUAUGGCUAUGAUGGGGCUUUCAGAUGUCUUGCGGAAAAUGUGGGUGAAGUAGCUUUUAUCAAGCACACUAUUGUUGCGGAUAACACAGAUGGUAAUGGUCCAGUUUGGGCUAAGGGUCUGAAGUCAGAAGAUUUUGAACUUAUCUGUCCAGAGUCACCAUAUAAAACAGGAAACAUCUCUGAGUUCGAAAAAUGUAACUUUGCCCUUGUGCCAGCUCAUGCUGUGGUGACGCGGGAAGAUGUUCGUAAUGAUGUGGUGUCCCUCCUGAAAGAUGCUCAAGACAAGCCCUUGUUCAAGUCAGAAGGUGGCAGAAACCUUCUUUUCUCAGAUUCCACUAAAUGCCUUGAAGAGAUUACAAAAUCCACUGAGGAAUUCCUGACUCAAGAGUACAUGAAGAUAAUUGAAAAGAACUACGAGAUUGACAAGAAUAAACCAGACCUGUCGCUGGCAUGCAGUUUAGAUAACUGCAAAGUACAUCUUCAUGAAGACAGCAGGGACCUGACAGCAUUCAUUACACACGAGGGCCUCUUCAGAUUCCGUAGGGUACCUUAUGGCUUGGCGUCUGCUCCAUCUGCUUUUCAGAAAAUGAUGGUUGUCAUUCUAAAAGGAAUUAAGAAUGUUGCAAACUACCUAGAUUACAUCAUCGUCUGGGGACUACAGGAGCAUGAUCAAGCGCUAAAAGAUGAACUGCAACGUCUCAAAGAUGCUGGAUUGAUAUUAAAUGAGUCCAAGUGUCAAUUCAGAAAGCAGAGCUUGAAGUUUUUAGGACACAUUGUGACUGCACAAGGUAUUCAGCUGGAUCAGGAACAUCUCGCCGCAAUAGUCAAUGCACCUGCACCAUCAGAUACUGUUCAGUUACGUUCUCUGCUGGGACUCCUCUUAUGUACACAUUUCUGUUUUACAGCUGUGUCAAAGUUCUUCUCAGCUGCCUGUGUUCCUGGAAUAUCAAAAAACAAAUAUCCAAAUCUGUGCCAAGCUUGCAAGGGUGACUGCUCCUGCUCAUCCAAUGAAGACUACCAUGGCGAUGAUGGAGCCUUCCGGUGCUUGAAGAACGAUGGAGGAAAUGUUGCCUUCCUUUGUCACAAUGUAAUCCCAGUGGGUGAGAGACCGAACUAUGAGCUGUUGUGCAUGGAUGGCAGCAGAAAAAGUGUGGAUGAUUACAAGAGCUGCCACCUCGGCAAAGAACCCGCUGUUGCUGUCAUAAGCCGCAGUGAUGCUGAUUCAGAAAACAUUUACAAAAUUCUUUCUAAAAUUCCGGCUUCAGAUCUUUUCUCAUCGGAGGCGUUUGGGGGAAAAGACCUGAUAUUCUCCGACUCUGCAUCUGGCCUAUACAUCUUGCCUAAGAGCACAGACUCCUUCCUCUACCUGGGAGAAGAGUAUUACGAGGACAUGCAUGCCCUUAAAGAAGGGCCAAAGAAACCUCCACCCGUACCUCGUACUAUUCAAUGGUGUGCUGUAGGACACCUCGAGCAGCAGAAGUGUGACAGUUUAGGAAUCGAUCGUUUGGAGUGUCGACGUGCACAAUCUGUGGAUGAGUGCAUCAAGAUGGUCAAGAAAGGGGAAGCAGAUGCUUUUGCAGCUGAUGGUGGGCAAGUGUAUAUUGCUAAAAAGUGUGGUCUUGUUGCAGUCAUGGCUGAGCAGUAUAAUGCGGAAAAUUGUCUUCUGAAAACAGAAGGAAGUGCUUCAUCCUUUUAUGUUGUGGCUGUGGUGCGUAAGGGUUCAGGUGUGACCUGGAAGAACCUGAAAGGGAAGAAGUCCUGCCAUACUGGCCUGAACCUUAAUGCUGGUUGGAAAAUACCAACAGCAAUUAUCUGCAUAAAAACACAAAUUUGUGACCUCUACCAGUUCUUCAGCAAGGGCUGUGCUCCUGGUGAUGAUCCUUCUUCAAACUUGUGUGAGCUGUGUAAGGGCAAUGGAAAGGCAAUUGGAAAUGAUUACAAGUGCGAAGCCUCUUCUAGAGAGUUGUAUUAUGGCUAUGAUGGGGCUUUCAGGUGUCUUGCGGAAAAUGCGGGUGAUGUAGCUUUUAUCAAGCACACUAUUGUUGCGGAUAACACAGAUGGUAAUGGUCCAGAUUGGGCUAAGGAUCUGAAGUCAGAAGAUUUUGAACUUAUCUGUCCAGAUUCACCAGAUAAAACAGUAAAAAUCUCUGAGUUCGAAAAAUGUAACUUUGCCCUUGUGCCAGCUCAUGCUGUGGUGACGCGGGAAGAUGUUCGUAAUGAUGUGGUGUCCCUCCUGAAAGAUGCUCAAGCCAAUGGUUACCCCUUGUUCAAGUCAGAAGGUGGCAGAAACCUUCUUUUCUCAGAUUCCACUAAAUGCCUUCAAGAGAUUACAAAAUCCACUGAGGAAUUCCUGACUCAAAAGUACUUGAAGAUAAUUGAAAAUAACUAUGUGAUUGACAACAGUAAACCAGACCUGUCGCUGGCAUGCAGUUUAGAUAACUGCAAAGUAGAACAAUAAGUCCUAACAUGUUUCCCCUGACUAAGAAACAUCUCUGAACAACUGGAGUAUGAAAGAAAAUAUCAACAAAAUGUUAUUAUGUUUCUGUCGUGUCAUUACAAACAGGUAUCUAAUUAUGAU